CAGACAGAGGGCUCUGGAGAACGCUGACACGUUCCAAAACAAAGUUGAUAACCUGCCGAUAAAUAUGUUUGAAUGCGUUUAACUCUUUGGAAAAACUUUGACAUUAACACAUUAAAUGCUUUGAAUAAAUUAAUUUUCUAAUCAUAAUGCAAAAGGCUCAUUCUGGAAGAUCGAGUGCCGUCGAUGAUGCAGUGGUGCUGCAGCUCCGCGCGCUCUGGACAAGAUAUGAGCAUCACUGCAUGCAGAAUGACAGCUGUCCCAGUGCAGUGCUCAAACAGGACAUCCUUCACCACAUCGACAAACAGCAACAUCUCAAAAAGAUAACGCUGUCAUUUCCAGAUUGCAGGCCCUCAGACGCUAUUCUGCCCAGCCUUCAGCCUCUGUUAAUGGCUAUACGAAAUGAGCGUUACACACAUGCACAAGAAUUCCACAUCUGGAGUCUGUCUCUGAAGCAAAAAGAUAUAGUUGAGCUGUGUCUUCUUUUGGAGAAAAGAGGGAGGACAGUUUAUCCUUUCAGAUCACUAGAACUGCUUGAUUGCAAACUGACUGAAUGGUCUCUGGAAAGAUUGGGCAAGGCUUCAGGCAUCAGCUACCUCACCACACUCUGCCUGGACUAUACACGCGUGGGACAAGAAGGAUUGAAAGGUUUGCUGAGUGGAGGUGUGGGGACCAGUCAAAUAUUUUCCUUGAGUUUAUGUUAUUGUGGUUUGGGUUCAUGGAGCGGAACUCUGCUAGCUUCACUUCUCACCAACAGUUCUGUGAGGGAGCUCUACAUCAAUGGUAAUGAGCUGCAAUGUGGGGGUGCCAUUGAGCUGCUGAGACCUGUUGCUGAAAACAGCCAAAAAAUGGCAGAGAUCCAAAACAGGACCACAUCCAUCACAGACGAGACAGAGUUGAUCUCCCAAAUGAGCAAUAUGUCUUCCAGGCAAAAGAAAGCAAAGAACAAAGGAAAGAAGACGAAGAAGAAAAGAGAAAAAACAAAGAGCGGUCCUGGUGCUGCAGAGGGUCCGUGGCUAGAGAAGCUGCACAUGUUUGAUAACUCCAUUGAUCACCCAGGAAAGGAGGGACCAAAUCAACUAACUCAAUUCUUGGAGCUCCUUUGCAUUCUAGUUCAGUUCUCCAGUCACCUGACCGAACUGGACCUUGGUGAGAAUCACAUUGGAGAGGAUGGUGGGAAAGUGCUUUUAGAGGCCCUGAGAGAGAGACAAACAGCUAAACUAUCUCCAAUUAAGAUCCAAGUUUCAACACGCAUGUCCACAGAAACAUUCAGUGCCAUUUUGAAAAGCGCAAAGGAACUUAAAUCUGGGAAAAAGAGAAGAAAAACAAAGGGAAAAAAAAAGUAAUGCAUCUGUCUGGAGGAUAUUGAAAGUAUGUUACUGGUUUACACAAUGUUUUUUCAAACUAUUUCACCAUGUUUUAAGUUUGUCGCCAAUGUUUUUUGGGAAUCAUCCUCUUUUAAGUCUGAAUUGUGUUCGACAACAGCCGCACACCAAAUGUGAACGCACAACAGACUCGUGGAUUAUGAAGCAUCUAUUUGUCAGUGGUGCAGCAGGGGUUCUGGAUCGGAUCUUAUUUUGUUGUCACUCUAUUGGGAGCUCAAAAUAGCAUAAGGAUGUUUGUUCUUCUUUAGUGCUUCUUCCGUUUCCUUCUCCUUUCACAUCUUUGCUGACAAAAUGUGAGUCCUUGUUUGGUUUGGUUUUUUCCUGAACAGUCUAAUACAUGCAAUGUUUAUAUUUUACAGAAUAAUGUGAAAAAAGUUGUUAGCAUUUAUUUGUGUGUUUCUGUGCGAGUCUGCCCGUCAUGUGGAGAGCAGAGCAGACUCGUGGAUAUUUUUUCUGGUAAAUUUGGUUUUGUCUCCACCCUAUGGCCAAGAAUGAUUCUGCACUGUUGUAUCCAUUUCGCCUGUUUUACUUUUGGCUCUUGUUACCUCACAAAAUAAAGUGAAUCCAAACAUGAA
This is a messenger RNA of Rhinichthys klamathensis goyatoka, 1957 nucleotides long. RefSeq lists its product as uncharacterized. Gene Ontology annotation, biological process: positive regulation of inflammatory response. Gene Ontology annotation, molecular function: protein binding. NCBI's taxonomy places the organism in Eukaryota, Metazoa, Chordata, Actinopteri, Cypriniformes, Leuciscidae. Gene Ontology annotation, cellular component: cytoplasm. The transcript is spliced from 10 exons. Bases 147 to 1343 code for a protein of 398 amino acids. The record is from RefSeq and is a predicted model, not a curated record.